UUACUCGUGCGCCCGCUGCGUGUAAACAAAGUAGUGAGCGGGCGGCCAAUAUAAAUGUUGAUUUGUUUACUUUAAUGCGCUCGCAGCCGCAGAGUGAUCGAAGUUAGCUUCGUAGAAUGUCUUAAUACGUUUAUUGUUGGACUUUGAAGAGAUUUAAGUGCGUCGGUGACUUCGACUGAGUAUCAAUUGCUUGACAGUGGAGGCUCAUCUUUGCAGGUAAUGGAAGAUUUCUCUGGUUUGGCCCUCCCUCCUCUAUUUGGGGGUCACAUCCUGGAAGCAGAACUGGAGCCUGGUGGUGUGGAACUAGGACCCGAAGAGGUGGAAUUGGGACCAAGGAGCAGUGAGCUGCUGGAGAGCGUUACCCAAGAGGACGAGGGGAGACGAGUGCUUGAUAAGAGGAAAUACCUGACUCUGAACAGACGAUGCAAAGAGAUUGAACAGGUGAAUCAGAAGAUCCUUGGUCGCCUUCAUCAAGUCCAAAGACUGACACGACGCUUGAAGAAAGAAAGGCGGUUCCUCAUGAAGACCCUGGACCACCACGGAGACGACUACAGAAAGGCUCAGCUGAGCGUGCUGCUGGAGGAUGAGCCUGGAGCCCCUUCAGACACGGCCACAGGAUCCCAGGAUGACCUCAUCAACGGUUCAUCUCCUGCCUUCCAUCAUCCCCUCGGCUCCAAGAAGAGAAGACAUGCAGCGCCGCGCCAAGACAAGGAUCACCAAACUGAAGCAGACAUGUCGGUGCUGGCCGACACACACUUUGGAGAGAUGCCCAGUCCCACGUCGCUGUCACACUGACCGUGCGCUACAUAUACUCUCUACAUCAGGUAGACUUUUCCCCCUGGACAAUGGUAAUGUUUUUCCUUCUGAUAGUUGAUGUCUCAGGAUGGCAUCACAUAAUAAUGAACUCUGUUCAAACGGCGCUCCAUGAUGUGUCUGAGAAGUGAUUUACAACACAUUCUUCUGCCAUCUUGUGGCCGUAUCCAACAGCACACCUUGCGGCUGUCCAUAUUUUGCCUUGCGCGAGAGGUUUCGCACGAUACGGGUAAUCGUGGUAAAUGUGUUUCUGUUUUGGAAUUUUCCUAUCCAAUAAAGAAACACCCAGAGAAAAGUACAAUAUUUUUAAACAUUUCUUUGGGAUUCAAAUUACAUGAGUUUACAAUGGAGAAAGUUUACGCUGCCACAGAAAGAAAGGAGGAGGUGUCAGGUUCGCACCCCGAUGACAUCUAUUAAACAGACAAGAAGCAAGGAAUUAAACAGAGACAGGAUUCAAUUUGGCUCAUGAGGAGAAACGUCUGGGCUGUACUCUUGUACAGUCUUCCACCACGCUCCUCUUUUAUUUGGACUUUCCCUGAUUACAUAGCAUCAGCUGUUUCUAAAGGGAGGGGGGGUCGUAAACAGCUGUUGCCCUCGGUGAAAAGGUGCCUGGAGCUUGCGUCAGGUCCUGCUUCCUCUCCGCUUUGUAGAUCUCGGGUCAAGACCAGAUCUUCCUGUGGAUUACAAUAGAUCAAAGAAACCGACACCUUCAUGUCGCUUCCCAUCGCACACAGUGGAGUUUUACAAGCCUUUUGCUUGGUAAGAUCAAAGACAGCUUUUGUCUCCUCGCCCGGAACUCAUGGAAACACAAAGUUUUGUGAUAACUUACAGUAGAUACAAUUAUUCUGACAGGAGUAGAAGAAAGCGAGAGAUAGAGAACAAAGAAGUCUUCAAGAUGUUUAUAUCGGCUUUAAGAAAUGUGAGAAGGAGGAGGAGAGGUUUGGGCCGCAAUGGACCAUCCUGGUAGGGGGAGGAAGAUGAGGAAAAAACACUUCAUCUCAUGGUGAUAUCAGCAAAACCACGAUGAAACAUGGAAAAUGCAGAGUGUAGUUUCCUAAUGAAGCCUUUCCUUGACGCUCCUCUACUUUCUCCUGCUCCGCUUGCUGUGGCAACAACAAACUAAACUCCAGACGCUCCUCUUCCUUUUGUAUCCUUUACUUGGCAACUUAAUCAUUCAAAUACGCCAAACAAUAACGAUGUGGGAACAAAUGAAUGGCAAAAUAAAGCCAGUUUGUUACAGUAAGGAAGAGUUAGAAAAAGUAAGAGUCAGGUCAAAAAACUGUGUGGCUCGAUUCCACUGCCAUUACCCAUAAUACCUUGUGUCCAAACCUUAUUACCACACAGAUCCUUCCGCCUUACAUGCAAUUAAAUUAAAUCUUCACUGUAUUAAAGCAGUAAAAAAUAGUAUGUCAACAAAUCAUUCAGACAAAUGUAAUAUUUACAAAUAAAGUGUGCCUAAUCAUGCAAUAUAUACAUUUUUGUACUAUUUAAAUCAAGUAAAUAGUCCCAUUUUGGCUGAAUAAACAAAGCAUCUUCCAUAAAAUGUAAAUGAACUUAAAUUAAACAGCAUUUAGGCUCCUACACAGUUCAUUCAACAACAAUCAUAAACCCAUUUGGAGAGUAAUAUUUUGACCAAAAGCCUAAUACCGUACAUUAAGCCACAACUUUUUUUUCCUACACUUUGAACUGUGCGGCUUGUAAGACGGUGCUGGUAACUUACGGCCGUAAUAGAAAUAGUUUAAAAAAAACAAGGAAAAAGACUGAGAAUAUGUUUUAUUGCCUGUGCUUUGGCGCAAUCUUUUGGACAAGCUUGCUCACGGCAGGUGCUGCAGUGUCCUUCCAUUUACCCAGAGUGCUUUCCAUCGGUAGUGGAGUGCUGCUCUGCGUUCCUACUCUUCAUUCAUCACUCCAAGCAACGUUUGUAAGUUUUACAAUAAAACUAAAACAAUUCUUCCAUGUGUGACGUCUGUGUCUCCAUGCAUGGUUUUUCACGCUAUCGCAAUGUAAUGAUGCUAGCAUCAUUAGCAUUAGCUAAUAUGUUAACACGGUAACGAGUGUCUGUUAGGAUUAUUAACUUGCAAUGGCAUUUUGUUUGCCUGGUUUCAGUUUCACAAAUCCCUCAGUAAACUCACCAAAACGUCGCCGUGGAGUUAUUGAGUCUGUUUAGCUGCUAGUGGGUCCAUGACCAUGACUUCUGUUUUGUUUGACCGGCCGUUUUACUGCCGUGUUACAGACA
This is a messenger RNA of Nerophis lumbriciformis (worm pipefish), 3049 nucleotides long. It is a transcript of the gene tfpt, whose product is annotated as TCF3 (E2A) fusion partner. Gene Ontology annotation, biological process: positive regulation of apoptotic process; apoptotic process; apoptotic signaling pathway. Gene Ontology annotation, cellular component: Ino80 complex. The record is from RefSeq and is a predicted model, not a curated record. Gene Ontology annotation, molecular function: DNA binding. NCBI's taxonomy places the organism in Eukaryota, Metazoa, Chordata, Actinopteri, Syngnathiformes, Syngnathidae.